Molecule: messenger RNA, 1881 nt
Organism: Drosophila rhopaloa
Lineage: Eukaryota; Metazoa; Arthropoda; Insecta; Diptera; Drosophilidae
Exons: 3
Coding region: 144-1850 (568 amino acids)
Source: RefSeq, a predicted model, not a curated record
UUAGCACCAUCGCUUGACGGAGUUUUUCUGGAGCAGCAUUUGGGACUCUUCGGUUAGUUGAUGAUUAAACUCCGAGCCGACUGGCAGUGCGGCUUGUGCGAAAAAAGGAUUCGGAACAAAAGUAAACAGUUGCCAAACGAGUAAUGUCAUCCUACGAGGAGAUGUCGGCGAAGACGCCACGGCGAUUGUCCCCCAUUUGGUUUCUAGUGAUCACCCUGCUUCUAUUUGCGACCACUCUUACGGCGGUGGCUAUGAUUGAAGCUGGACGGGCCCAGAGCAGCGCCGCCGGAGAAAGCGAUCUCUUGAUCCUCACUCGCAUGUGGAAUCACUUCAAAGCUGGUGCCGAAAACGAUACCGAAAUCGCCACCGUGGAACGCGUCGCAAGGGAAACCGGAAAUGCAACUAAUCCAAAUCAGCCGGAGCAAGGAAGACAAUACGAGGAGCAGCAGGCGGUGGUGGUGAAUGAGGAGAGUAUGGAUCCCGUGAUGGGGCAACGUCAAGAUGCCUACGGACCACCUCAGCGCAGGGAGGACUCCUACGACCAGGAUCCUUACUACGAUGUCGCCGAUGACUAUGGGCCAGGCCGAUAUCCAUAUCCGGAGUCCAAACAGCAAACGGUGGAGGAGGAAAGCUUCUACGAUAAGGAAGAUUCGUCGGCGGAUACGGAUGAGGGAAGGGCGUCGCAGGCUCGUCCCUACGAUUCCUUCUACUCCCCUUGGUCUAGUGGAAGAAAUCCAGCUCCAGUGGCUACUCAUCCCGCAGCGGAGGGCAACAACAGGAAGCUACAGCCAGCCCCCAAUAGAUCACCCCCUUAUCCCGCCUACGAUGAGGUAUAUGAUUAUCCCAUGGGCUUCCAGCCACGUCCACAUGCGGAAACUGCGCUGGCUAAGCAAUCUCAGCCUUCCUCUGAAAAUGCAGUUGUGCAGGUCCAGAGCGAAUCCACUCUGGUCACCGUGCUGAAGAGUCUCAAGCAGAUCUGGGAUCUCUACCAGGCCCUCAUGGGUGCCUGGAACGCAGUGAGCGAGCGCCAUCAGCAGAGUACGGAGAAGUUCCGCCAGGAGCAGGCGGCGAAGCAGGCCGAGAAGGAGCGACUGCGUCAGCAGCAGCAGCAGAAGACGAGGAUUAACUCCAAGAAACCCCCACGGGUGGAGGGAAACAAAAAGAGCCAGAACAAGAGGCCCACUACUACGACGACUACUAAGUCGACAACAACGUCCACGACGACGUCUCCAGCCCCAGAUAGCUCCGAGGAGGAGGUGGAGGAAGUGGAGCAGCCGAAGAAGAAGAUGGAGAAAGUUGCGACAGUAACACCAUCGGCUCCAUCCACCAAAGUCGAGACUAGCAAGGGGGAGAAGGGCAAUCUGAGAUCUGUGCGGGGAUUGCGCCACAGACGCGAUGUUGAGGCCGAGGAGAAAGCUGACUCGGAUGUGGGUGAGGGUCGCUAUAUCAAGGGCGAUCCCCUCAAGGGAUACUACGAUUUCGUCAUCACGGAGGGCUCCUACAAGUUCUGGGCCGUCUUUCAGGUGGGCACAGCACUGCUGAUUAUCUACUCGACGUUCGCUGCCAUUUACUACUCCAAGGUAAAUCCGCUGACCAGCGAUUACGACUAUACGGAUUACCUGGGCGGAGUUCGUUCUCUCUCCGGAGGCGAUGCCGAUUUCGUAGACGACGGCGAUGCAUCGACUCCGCCAGUUUCAAGCACCUCCCGCAUCAUGGAGUGGCUGCCACGGACUGCGCACUCCAUUAAGUUCAUCCUAGAUGCCAUCGACAAGGUGCCACUGGACCUUGACAAGGACAAGGAGCCCGGCUGGCCCACGGGGAAAACGGACACUGCCACGGCCAUGAGAUAAGGAACUGAUACUAUAUGCGAUAUUUGUUAAA